AGAGAACAGAAAUUACCAUGAAAUCAAAGGAAUUGAUGACACCACCUAUAGCAGACAAAAAGGACAGAACCAUCCAGCGCCUGACCCUGAUCAUCGAAAGCCAGGCCCAGCAAUUAAAGGAACUGACUGAGACAGUAAAAUAGACUGCCUGACCACCCAAGUAUCAAAUUGUUGAAAGUCCCGUCAAAACCAUCUUGGUGGCCAUGGUAACAAUGUGACAU
Messenger RNA from Acanthoscelides obtectus, 221 nucleotides. The record is from the annotation of a GenBank genome assembly. NCBI's taxonomy places the organism in Eukaryota, Metazoa, Arthropoda, Insecta, Coleoptera, Chrysomelidae.